Microplitis mediator is the source of this 2252-nucleotide messenger RNA. RefSeq names its product DNA polymerase epsilon subunit 2 (gene DNApol-epsilon58). Lineage: Eukaryota; Metazoa; Arthropoda; Insecta; Hymenoptera; Braconidae. The transcript has 5 exons. Bases 181 to 1755 code for a protein of 524 amino acids. Gene Ontology annotation, biological process: DNA-templated DNA replication; error-prone translesion synthesis. The record is from RefSeq and is a predicted model, not a curated record. Gene Ontology annotation, cellular component: epsilon DNA polymerase complex. Gene Ontology annotation, molecular function: DNA binding.
GAUGUUUAAAAAUAUGGAUGUUUAUUUCACAGUGUUUUCAAAAAAGGACUGACAUUAAUGUCGGCGAUAGUACUCCAAGUGGGAAGAUCCACUUUUAAAAAAAAUAUACUGACCAGUUAUUGCUUAGGCAAAAAAUUUAAAAAGUUUAUUACUAUGGUUAUAAAAUUAAUUUAAUAAAUAAUGUCUGAUGCUAAAUUAAUUAAAAAUAUACAAAGUACAUUUUCAAUGUAUGGUUUUAUUAUCACGAGAGAUGUAAGUACUUAUGUAGCAAGACAAUUAAAAAGUAUAGAAGCUGAUGAACGAGAAGAGUGGCUGAUAAAAAUAACAGAUCAAUUGUCAAAUUUAAAUUUAGAAACUCCACAUAUCACAUUGAAUCAUGUGAAAGAAGCGAUAAAAGAAUGUUUGCGACCUGAAGAUUCUCUUCAAGAGUCUGAAACAACAUUAAAUGUAAUAAAUGCCAGAGACAUUCCCAAAGUUCUGUAUGAUAUUGAAAAAAAAAAAUUUGUGAUAGAAAAAGUAACGUCAGAAUUGUUUGCCGAUGCUGUUCAUAAAUCUAGUAUUUUUCGCGAUCGUUUGGAAUUACUGAGACAGGUAACGCUGAAGCAAGAACCAUUUGCUCCACGAAAAUUAGGUGAAGUUCAUGCUGAGAAGUAUGAGUUGGUUCCAAUUGAAUAUUUAUUAAGUAAUUGCAGUAAACCUGGUGAAGUCUACGUUAUGGGAAUUUUAUCACAACUUACUGAAGGGCAAUAUUACUUGGAAGAUAGUGAUGGUUCUGUUAAACUUAAUCUUAAAAAAACAAUUUUUGCACCAGGAUUAAUUGCAGAAGGAUGUGUAGUAAUAGCACGAGGAAUAUAUGAGGAUGGUUUUUUACAUGUCCGAGAGAUGGGUUUACCACCAGCAGAAUCAUCAGCAGAGUCCCGAGUAUCAUUCGGUGCUGAAAAUACAUUCGGUGGUGCACACAAAACUUUAUUGAAACUAUCUGAAAAAUUAAAAAUUUACGAACAAUCCCACAGCAUGAACAUGAUUGUAUUUUUAUCGGAUGUUUGGCUAGACAAUUCCGACGUACUCGAUAAAUUGCGAGUAAUAAUGGACGGUUACUCAGAAGAUCCACCUGUGGCAUUCGUAUUCUGCGGACACUUUUUGUCAUCCCCACCGAGUUACUCCAGCGCGCAAAAAUUGAAAGAAGGCUUUAGAAAUUUGUCUGUGAUGAUAAAAGAAUAUCCAGAUAUUCAUAGAUUCUCAAAAUUUGUCUUAGUACCGGGACCACUGGAUUUGGGAGCUCCGAAAAUUUUGCCACGUGGCCCGUUACCUAAAACCUUGCUCGCGGAUUUCGUCAAAGCUGUGCCUAAUACUAUUUUAGCCAGUAAUCCAUGCAGAAUACAGUACUGUACUAAAGAAAUAGUUGUACUGCGUGAAGAUAUUUUAACUAAAUUCUGCCGGCAUACAUUUCGUUAUCCAGAGAAUGGUCACAUAUGGGAUCAUUAUGCGAGAUCAAUUAUUUGUCAAUCACACUUGGCCCCGAUGAGUUUGCCAGUGGUACCAGUUUACUGGAAAUAUGACCAUGCGUUACAAUUAUAUCCAUCUCCAGAUCUUAUUGUUGCAGCUGAUCAAUUCCAAGCCUAUUCCACCAGCUACACUGACUGUAAAGUUAUUAAUCCCGGUACGUUUUUACGUAACAAUUUUUCAUUCAAAGUUUACAAGCCUGGUACCGACGAAAUUGAAGAGUGUGAAGUACCAGCAGACGAUGAUGUAUAAAUUAAUAAUAAUAAAUUAAUUUUUUAUUGUUAAUAAAAAAUAAUUUUUUAGUCUCUUUUAAAUUUAUUUACUUUUUUGUGUAAUAAAGUCUAUUUUUUUCUUUCAAUUUUACAAUACUUUGGGAGACAUUGUUCGUUUUUUUUAUCAAUAACAAUAAUAAGCUUAACUUAGUAAUAUUUUUUUUUUUUUUUUUUAAUUAAAUUAAGAACAAAAUUAAAAAAUAAGUUAAAUAGUUAUAAGAUACUGAGUAAUUUAAAUCUUAUAAACAUUAAAUAUAAUAGUAAAAUUAAUAUUAUUUAUAAUUACAAUAAUUAAUGACAAUUGAUACUGAGGUAAUCGAUUGUAUCUUUACAUAGAAAUGAUUUUAAAAAAUUAAUAUCCUCAGGUAAAUGUGUAGAUAAUACAAUGCAAGCAAAAAAAAAAACAAUCCUGAUUACAAACUAUAAUUAAAACUAAAAAUUUAUCGUAUAAUUAUUAUAAUAAAUGAAUCUAUCAUA